CUCUAUUGCUAGAUAAUUUUCAAACAAUUGAAGUAGGGGUACAUGGACUGACCCAGGUUUGACUUUUAAAACAUACUUGCCCUAUAUUGUACCCGGUAAAGGUUUAUACUUGGACAUUAAUCGGGAUAUUUACGUGAUAUUUGGGAGGAGUCAAAUUUUUGGCGCCUUGUCAGGGAACUUUGGUCCAUUAUUUUGAAAAGAUUGUUUGGUGUUAAUCUAGCAUUUAUUUUUGUUUUUGUGAGCGUGAAUCUUGCUUGUGUUAGACGAGUUGUGUUUCUUUGAAGGUGUGCAGGAGGGUAUAUGACCCGGAGCAAUCCGACACCUUUGGCGCCACUAGACGAGAAUCUCAACCGCACUCUCCGACUCUUGGCUCGUGAGUGGGAGCUGGCAGAAGCAAGAAGAAGGAUAGAGGAGAGGGGACAACCACAAGUUGGUCAUGAAGUUGAAGAAGUUGUAGUUGAGGAAGAGUUUGAAUCGGAGGAAGAGGAAGGAAGUGAAGCCGAGAUGGCGGAGAAUCAAAAUGCUCCAGAUGGUGAUGAUGAACCGAGGACCAUGGACUACUAUAUGGCUCAACGGGCGGUGGAUAUCCGAUCGACCAAUUUACAUCCACUCGUGGUCGCUAACAAUUUCGAGAUCAAGCGCGACCUUGUCACAAUGAUCUAGAACAACAUUCAGUUUCAAGGGCUUAAGGAUGAGUGCCCAAGGGAGCAUAUGCAGAGAUUCAUCGAGAUUGCGAGAAGCUUGAAGAUCAAUGGGUAUCCGAUGAUGCUUUGAAGUUGAGGAUUUCCCCCCUACUCUCUUGCGGUGAAAGCGUUCCGUUGGCUCAACAAUAGACCACCCCUCUCUAUUACCUCAUGUGAUGACUUACUCAACAAGUUCAUGGCCCGAUAUUGUCCACCUUCCAAGACGCCGAAGUGGCGCAAGAAAAUCAUCCACUUCGAUCAAGAGGAGGACGAGACAUUUAAAUCAUGGGAGAGGUACUAUGACUAUUUCCUCCAAUGCCCACAUCACGGGUUUGGAUAGCGAUUUUGGAUCAAAACCUUCGAUGACGCUCUCCUUUAAUAAGACAAGAUUCUCAUUGACUCUCUAUGCCAAGGGAACUUGAUGAAAAAGACCCCACCCAAGAUGACCGCUUUACUUGAAGAUAUGGCAACAAAAUGUUAUGAUUGGGGAUCGAUGAGACGUGGUGGAAGGAAUUCCAAGAGAGGGUACACGCCACGGAGGCUUGUCCUCUGCUUGCUGCCAAAAUUGACCAAUUGAUCAAUGCACUUCUUGAAGAUAAGAAGGAAGAGAAUAAGUCGUUGAUGGCAAGUGAUUGGUAUUCGAGUGCCAACCAAGAAAUUGUGGAGUGCCAAUUGAUGAAGGAAGCGAACGUCUUCGAUAAACAAUUGCAUUCCAUCUCUUUUGCACAUUCCGAUAAGAUGUCUUACCUGGAGGAUCUAGUAACCACCUUCGCUAGUUCCAGCUCGAAGAAGUUUGAGAAAUAGAAAGGUUUACGGGGAGGCGACGAAGAAGUUCUCAUCCAUAGAGGCGCGGUUGCAAAGUCAUCAAUCAAUCUUGAUAACAAAGAUGGGGAUUAUCACGCAAGCGGCCCUUUCCCGAAAUCAAAUUGAUGAAUAUGAGUUGGGAGAUGUGACCCUCCGCAGUGGGACAAAGACCUGAGAAGUACCCAUCCAGAGGAAGCCCACCAAGGCGGUGGAGCGAGUCGAUCCUACUAUUUACCCUGAUCAACAAGGGAGCGCAAGUGCACCCGAUGGGGCAAAAAUGGAUAGAUUGGGGCGGGUUAUGUCAAACCCAAACCCAUGGGUUUAUCUACCAAAAAAGCUCGGGAUAAAACCCAUUGGAUUUGGAAAACUCAAACCCAACCCGCUGGGUAUCCCCGGGUUCAUAGGUACCAAUGGGUUCAUGUACAAAGAUGCAAUUACACUAAUUUUCACUACUAUUGUGUACUACUUACACACUAACUUACAAAUCGUUCGUACUAAUUUUUCAAUAUUAAAGAUAAUUAAACAUUCACAAACAAUAUGAUUAAUUGAACGUGUGAGGAAUUAGGUUAGAAAUUAUAGUUAAUUAGUUAAAGGUUCCCUUGGUCAUGGGGGGUAUGGAGUACUUGGGUGCUGGUCUUCACGGGUUGGAUAUGGCUAACUCAAACUCAGCCCAACCUGCAACAAGUAUAGCGGGUUUUAACCUGAACCUGGCCCGCAAUCCAUCAAAGUAGGUUUUACCUGCGUUGACAGGAUUGGGUCGGGUAAAGUACCCGCGGAUUCGGGUUCUACUGACAUCCCUACAUACCUACCCCAGUAGGGUUGGAUAGUAAAAGGAUAAAUUGCAA
Messenger RNA from Linum trigynum, 2332 nucleotides. The record is from the annotation of a GenBank genome assembly. Lineage: Eukaryota; Viridiplantae; Streptophyta; Magnoliopsida; Malpighiales; Linaceae.